Molecule: messenger RNA, 2574 nt
Organism: Phragmites australis (common reed)
Lineage: Eukaryota; Viridiplantae; Streptophyta; Magnoliopsida; Poales; Poaceae
Product: mitogen-activated protein kinase 12
Exons: 11
Coding region: 357-2081 (574 amino acids)
Biological process (GO): protein phosphorylation; intracellular signal transduction
Cellular component (GO): nucleus; cytoplasm
Molecular function (GO): ATP binding; MAP kinase activity
Source: RefSeq, a predicted model, not a curated record
CACCAUGUGAACCUUCAGCACAUUAUCUGCACAGACAAAAAGGAGCAAGAAAAAAAGCAUCACCUACCCAAUCCAAUUCCAAGUCCCAAUUGGAACAAGAUCUUGCUCCGUGCCAUCAGGUCCAAGUCCAUCGCUUUCUCUUCUCCUUUCCGUUCUGCGUCCAUCCAUCCAUUCGACAGUUCCACCACGGCGCCGACGACUUCCCUGCGACGGGAGCAGCACCAGCCAGCUCGCCAGGGAAGCAAGCUCCCAAGAGCGCGACUCGGUGAGUGACAGCAGCAAGAAGAGUAGGAGGUAGGCGGCUAGGAGGGGCACAGGGAGGCAGCCAAUGCCGUGGGGCGCGCGGGGAUAGGAGGAUGGGUGGAGGGGGCGCGCUCGUCGACGGCUUCCGCCGCUGGUUCCACCGCCGCAACGGCUCCACCUCCAACUCCAACCAGUCGUCCGCCGGCGAGGGAGAGGAGGGGUCGCCCGAUCUCGAGGUCGUCGAGGACCCGGAUCUCACCGGACUCCGCGCCAUCCGCGUGCCCAAGCGCAUGAUGCCGCUGCCCGUCGAGAGCCACAAGAAGAACUCAGUGGAAAUGGAGUUCUUCACAGAGUACGGAGAGGCAAGCCAGUACCAGAUCCAAGAAGUCAUUGGCAAAGGGAGUUACGGAGUAGUUGCUGCAGCAGUAGAUACCCGUACCGGUGAGCGGGUUGCUAUCAAGAAGAUCAACGAUGUGUUUGAGCAUGUCUCAGAUGCUACACGCAUCCUGCGGGAGAUCAAGCUCCUUCGGCUGCUCCGUCAUCCGGACAUAGUUGAAAUCAAGCACAUCAUGCUCCCUCCUUCUCGGAGGGAGUUCCAAGAUAUCUAUGUUGUUUUUGAGCUCAUGGAGUCGGAUCUCCAUCAAGUAAUCAAGGCGAAUGAUGACCUCACCCCAGAGCAUCACCAGUUUUUCCUGUACCAACUUCUUCGUGCUCUCAAGUACAUCCAUGCAGGUAAUGUCUUUCAUCGUGAUCUAAAGCCCAAGAAUAUACUGGCUAACUCGGACUGUAAAUUGAAAAUCUGCGACUUUGGACUUGCCCGUGCAUCAUUUAAUGAUGCUCCGUCAGCUAUAUUUUGGACGGACUAUGUGGCAACAAGGUGGUACCGAGCACCUGAAUUGUGCGGCUCCUUUUUCUCCAAGUACACUCCUGCAAUUGAUAUUUGGAGUAUUGGGUGUAUAUUUGCUGAACUUGUCACUGGAAGGCCGCUAUUUCCUGGGAAGAAUGUUGUACACCAAUUGGAUAUUAUAACAGAUCUUCUUGGAACUCCAUCAUCUGAAACCUUGUCUCGGAUUCGAAAUGAGAAGGCCAGGAGAUACUUAAGUUGCAUGCGGAAAAAGCACCCUGUCCCCUUUUCUCAGAAAUUUCGUAAUGCUGAUCCUUUGGCUCUUCGUCUGCUAGAGCGUUUACUUGCAUUUGAUCCUAAAUAUCGACCUACGGCUGAAGAGGCUCUGGCUGAUCCAUACUUUGCAUGCCUUGCUAAUGUGGAACGUGAGCCCUCAAGGCACCCAAUUUCAAAACUUGAGUUCGAAUUUGAGAGAAGGAAGCUAACAAAAGAUGACGUUAGAGAGCUGAUCUAUCGAGAGAUUUUGGAGUAUCAUCCACAGAUGCUGGAGGAGCACAUGAAAGGUGGAGAACAGAUUAGCUUCCUAUAUCCAAGUGGAGUUGAUCGCUUCAAACGGCAGUUUGCACACCUUGAGGAGCAUUAUAGCAAAGGAGAAAGAGGUUCUCCACUGCAGCGAAAGCAUGCUUCUUUACCAAGGGAAAGAGUGGUUGUAUCAAAGGAUGGUAAUAAUGAACAACAUACUGAUGAUCAGGAGAGAAGUGCAGAUUCAGUUGCCUGCACUACUGUGAGCCCUCCGAGGUCACAAGAUGUUGGUCAGAAUGGCGUGAAAUCCACAAGCUUAAGUUCCCGGAGCUACCUGAAGAGUGCGAGCAUUAGUGCUUCCAAGUGUGUCGUUGUCAAUGGAAAUAAAUACCCAGAGGAUGAUGAAAUCCCUGAGGAAAUGGAAGGCGUCGUCCAUGUAUUAUCUGACAAGGUCUCCAGGAUGCACUCCUAGGGCAACAAUGACCGUGGCGAAACAAUCUCGGCGCAAUAUUUCUGUCAGGUACCAUGUAUACCGAUAAUAUAGAGGACAAACUGGGAAAGCAAAACACUGCACUGCAAGUCUGGACUUCGGGCACAGCUACAGCCAGUUCGACAUUACUUGGGAGGAAGACACGGCCACCUGAUGGUUCUUUCUUCAUGUGUAGGCAUGCUCACCUAUUCCUUGCCAGCAUGGAUUCAUGGAUGAUUCCCCGAUGUAAUAACAUUAGUUUAGUCCAUGGAGGAAACAUAAUGGAGUGUGGUCAGCUUGUACACCAUCAGAACGUGUUCGUUUUCCAGUGGAGUCUGAACCUGUGUGUGAAUUUUACAUCGACUCUGUGCCGUAUGAACAGUCAUCAGUGUACCAUUUUAUUUUUCCUUUUCGAGGGGAUAUAACAUAUCGGUGUACCUUCAGCCUGUCAAGAUGAGACUACAAGGUCAAGAUUCAAGAAGCAUUAGCGCCUGCA